Alligator sinensis (Chinese alligator) is the source of this 4484-nucleotide messenger RNA. It is a transcript of the gene TBC1D4, whose product is annotated as TBC1 domain family member 4. Lineage: Eukaryota; Metazoa; Chordata; Crocodylia; Alligatoridae. The coding region runs from base 39 to 3461 and encodes 1140 amino acids. The transcript has 20 exons. The record is from RefSeq and is a predicted model, not a curated record.
UAAAAAGGAGCUAGUCUUUCAUUUCUCUUCUUUUCUUCAUGUCUCAGUUGAAAGCUUAUGCUAUAUUUCAGUCUGUAACCAGAUACAGGAGACAAACUUUCCCAGAAGUUCCUGACGUUAUCAGCAGUAUAAGGCAAGCCUCCAAAGCAGCCCUGAAGGAGGAUGCUAAGUCCAGUAAAGAUAGCGAAGAAGCCUUUUACAACUCCCAAAAAUUUGAGGUGUUGUAUUGUGGAAAGGUGACGGUGGCUCACAAGAAAGCCCCCUCCACCCUAAUUGAUGACUGCAUUGAGAAAUUCAGUCUUCAUGAGCGCCAGCGCCUGAAGCUGUUGAGUGAGCAGCGGAGUACAGAUUCGAGUUCAGAGUUAACCUUGGGUGAAGGAGACUUGCCCACUUCUCCAACAGAUAGUCCAUUUGAGGAGCUAGAUGGCACCAAUGCCUCCACUGGGAUGUUUACAAUUGGUAGCCAGACCAAUCUGGUCAGCCUGGUGGGCACUCGUGGCUCCUUUCCUGAGCGAAUUUUGGAAGAUUCAGGCUUUGAUGAACAGCAGGAGUUCCGCUCCCGGUGUAGCAGUGUCACUGCCAUUAUGCAAAGGCGGGUUCAUGAUACCAACCUGAAAAUACAGCCUCGAAGGAGACAUGCAAGUGCACCGAGUCAUGUUCAGCCCUCAGAUUCUGAGAAGAACAGAACGAUGUUGUUUCAGGUUGGACGAUUUGAAAUUAACCUAAUCAGCCCAGAUACCAAAUCUGUUGUGCUUGAAAAGAAUUUUAAAGAUAUCUCCUCAUGUUCUCAGGGUAUAAAACAUGUUGAUCAUUUUGGCUUUAUUUGUCGCGAAUCUAUUGAACCUGGGCUAAGCCAGUAUGUCUGCUAUGUGUUCCAGUGUGCAAGCGAGUCUUUGGUUGAUGAGAUAAUGCUUACCCUGAAACAAGCCUUUAGCACGGCUGCAGCUCUACAGAAUGCCAAGACUCAGAUUAAACUCUGUGAGGCCUGUCCUAUGCACUCCUUACAUAAACUCUGCGAAAGAAUCGAAGGUCUUUACCCACCAAGAGCCAAACUUGUCAUUCAGAGACACCUGUCAUCACUUACUGAUAAUGAACAAGCAGACAUUUUUGAACGUGUUCAGAAAAUGAAGCCUGCCAAUGACCAAGAAGAAAAUGAGCUUGUGAUCUUGCAUCUGCGGCAGCUGUGUGAAGCUAAACAGAAGACGCAUAUUCAUAUUGGGGAAGUGCCGUCGAACAUUUCUGGCAGUGCAAUUCCAGAAAACACUGCUAGUGGUGGCAGAUUUAAACUUGACAUUCUGAAAAACAAGGCCAAGAAAUCCUUGACUAGCUCCCUGGAAAAUAUCUUCUCGAGGGGAGCUAACAGAAUGCGAGGCCGUCUGGGAAGUAUGGACAGCUUUGAACGAAGCAAUAGCAUUGCUUCUGACAAGGACUGUUCUCCUGGUGAUUCACCUCCUGCCACUCCUCCAGCUUCCCCGGUGUCUUCAGGCUGGCAGCCAUUUCCUGAGGAGGACUCGGAUUCUCCCCAGUUCAGAAGGCGUGCACACACGUUCAGCCACCCACCAUCCAGUGCCAAGAGGCGGAUUGCUUUCCAGGAUGGAAGAUCCCAGAGCGUUAAGUCCCCUCUUCUGAGACAGAAUUCUACUGAGCCCAACGGUCUUACUGCUAUAACUCGGCGCUCUCGCUGUGAGAGUGAAUCUGCAUCUUCCAGUCUCCCUUCUUCUUUCUCUGCCCCUUCUUUCCUGAAAAGCUUUUACCAGGGUUCAGGAAAGCUGCUCCAGCAGUCAGAAAAUGACCUCUCCAAGAGUGAAGGGGAGGGAAGGAAAAGGACUUUAUCUGUGUGCAGCAAUGACUCUCUAAAUGCCGCCGGGGUCACUCUCACCCCCCGCCGCAUCUCUUGGCGGCAGCGGAUCUUCCUGCGGGUAGCUUCACCAAUGAACAAAUCUCCUGCUAAGAUGCAACACCACCCAGAUGGCCGUGAGGGGAAUGAAUUGUUACCCCUGUCUCCUCUUGCUCCACCCUUGGAGGAGGAUCCUCUUAUUCCUGUGCUGCAAAAUGAGGAUAUCCCAGAUAAGGCUGGAGAGGGGAAAAAUUCAGAAGAGCUGCAGAGUCUGUGGAGAAAAGCCAUCCAUCAGCAAAUCCUGUUGCUUCGAAUGGAAAAAGAAAACCAGAAGCUGGAAGCAAGCAGAGAUGAACUCCAAUCAAGGAAAGUAAAACUGGACUAUGAAGAAGUUGUUGGUACUUGUCAGAAAGAUGUCAUAAAUAUCUGGGAUAAAAAGUUACUAAACUGCAGAGCCAAAAUCAGAUGCGAUAUGGAAGAUAUUCAUGCCACUCUUAAAGAAGGUGUACCAAAGAGCCGCCGGGGAGAAAUCUGGCAAUUCCUAGCUGUACAGCACCGUGUAAGACACAGACUCCCAAGCAAACAACAACCUCCAGACAUCUCCUACAAAGAGCUCCUGAAACAACUGACUGCUCAGCAGCAUGCUAUUCUUGUAGAUCUAGGAAGGACAUUCCCCACACAUCCUUACUUUUCUGCCCAGUUGGGAGCAGGACAGCUGUCACUUUUUAAUCUUCUGAAAGCUUAUUCUUUGCUGGACAAGGAAGUGGGUUAUUGCCAGGGUAUCAGCUUUGUGGCUGGAGUAUUGCUUCUGCACAUGAGUGAAGAGCAAGCCUUUGAAAUGCUGAAGUUCCUCAUGUAUGACCUGGGCUUCCGUAAACAGUACAGGCCGGACAUGAUGUCACUACAGAUUCAGAUGUAUCAGCUGUCAAGACUUCUCCAUGAUUAUCACAGAGACCUGUACAACCAUCUUGAAGAGAAUGAAAUUAGCCCCAGUCUGUACGCUGCACCCUGGUUUCUUACCUUGUUUGCUUCUCAGUUUCCAUUAGGAUUCGUAGCCAGAGUAUUUGACAUUAUUUUUCUUCAAGGAACAGAAGUCAUAUUUAAAGUAGCGCUGAGUCUACUAAGCAGCCAGGAAGCACUUAUAAUGGGAUGUGAGACCUUUGAGAAUAUUGUUGAUUUCCUUAAAAUCACUAUCCCAGACAUGACUCAGUCUCAAAUGGAAAAGAUUAUUACCCAGGUUUUUGAGAUGGAUAUUUCCAAGCAGCUUCAUGCCUAUGAAGUAGAGUACCAUGUACUACAGGAUGAGCUACAGGAAGGUGCAAAUCCUUGUGGUGAUGGUGAACCUCUAGAAAAACUGGAGAGGGCAAACAGUCAGCUAAAGAGACAAAACAUGGACUUAUUGGAGAAGCUACAGGUAGCUCAUGCUAAAAUUCAGAGUCUGGAAUCCAACCUAGAAAAUAUUUUGACUCGAGAGAACAAAAUGAAGAGCUUAAUCCAGUCCUUGGAGCAGGAGAAAAUUGCUUAUCAAAAUACUCUUGAGCAAAUAACUAAACAUCUGCCAGCAGAAACACUGUCUAACUGUGAACUGCUUCUCAAGGAAGUAAACUGUAACCCAAACAAUUAAGCAAAGCAAGGAAAUAAGCCAUAAAUAAGUUGUGGGCAGCAUAAUUUCAAGUAAUUAAGGGAAAAAAAACAGCGUGCUGCUUUAGGAGGACUCAGAAAGCAAUAGGUAAUGGUGUCGCCCAAAACUGGUAUUGGGACACCGAAUAGCAGCAAGUUGGCCUUUUAAAUCUCAGUAUGCAAAUCCAGGCUAUUAAAAAUAGUUGUUGUGUUUUUUUUAAAUGCUUGUGUAAAUAAAUCACAAUGGGAGAAUAUAUUUCUCAAACUAAUUAUGACAAGUAGAUGUAUAUUUAGAGUUGAUUUAAAGGUCAACAUCACUAAAAGAGAAGAGGGUGGUAAAUUAAAACUAGAUGCGCACGCUCUCCAUUUUUGCUUUUUUUUUCUUUUUCUUUGGUCUGGUAGUGAAAUGAGGGUAUUGUGUCUUAUAUAUAUAUAUUGAAUAAUACUUGAAAAAAUGAAUGUAUUUUCCUCCAAAGAACAGCAUGUUUCACAUGUUUUGUGGAAAAUCUAUGUAAAAUUCAUGUGUGCCUGUCAUUCAUUCUACUGACUGUGUGUGUGGGUGUGUGAGAUAACAAAGGAUGGCUGUUGCUAUGAGGUUCUUACAGGGAGAAUUAUGCCAUACACUGCCUGGAAUGUGCCAGUCAGCAAGUUGCUUCCGCAUGCACGUUGCAACAAAGAUAAGCAUCAUGUCACAGCUAAGUGUAAGUAACUCCAAAUAGGUCAUAAGAUCCCAAAGUGGCUUACCUUGCUUCUUCCCUCUUCCACACUCUGAGUUUGGUAGUAGUUGAAGGAAGAAAAUGAAGCUCCAGAGUAGUCUCCAUUUGGACUUUUGUUUCCUGCGAGUGACUUGCUGUGGUCGCAUGUUUAAAACUUACGUGGGGGUUUCAAGUCACCAGAGGAACCUUUUAAGAAAUCUUUUAAAAAAACUCUUUUGGAAGGUCUGUGAACUCUUUGAUAAUUUUGGGGAAUAAGCGCUAACAAUUUUCAGGGACUUGACUCUGUAAAAGGAUAGGGAGAGGAUUUGUCA